AUGGGAGAAGACAACCAAACUUUCGUGACUGAAUUUGUCUUCCUGGGCCUUUCACAGGAUCCACAGACACAAGGCCUGCUCUUCUUCCUAUUUUUGAUUAUCUACCUAUUGACUAUGCUGGGAAACCUGCUCAUCAUUGUACUUCUUCACAUAGACUCCAGACUCCACACACCCAUGUACUUUUUCCUAAGAAACUUGUCCUUUGCUGAUCUCUGCUUUUCUACUACCACAGUCCCCCAGGUGCUAGUCCACUUACUGGUAAAGAGGAAAACCAUUUCCUUUGCUGGAUGUUCAAUGCAGAUAGUUGUUUUACUUCUGGUUGGGUGCACAGAGUGUGCACUGGUGGCAGUAAUGUCCUAUGACCGCUAUGUGGCUGUCUGCAAGCCCCUGCACUACUCCACCAUCAUGACUCAUUGGGUCUGUGUUCAGUUGGCCAUAGGGUCCUGGGCCAGUGGGGCAUUUGUGUCUCUGGUGGACACUGCAUUCACAUUGCGCUUGCCCUACAGGGGAAACAAUAUCAUUAACCAUUUUUUUUGUGAACUCCCUGCCCUCCUGAAGUUGGCUUCAGCAGAUACCUACAGCACAGAAAUGGCCAUCUUUGCAAUGGGUGUGGUGAUUCUCCUGGCUCCUGUCUCUCUCAUUCUUGUCUCCUACUGGAAUAUUAUUUCUACUGUGAUCCAGAUGCAGUCUGGAGAAAGAAGGCUCAAGGUUUUCUCAACCUGUGGCUCCCAUCUCAUUGUUGUUGUUCUCUUCUAUGGCUCAGCAAUCUUUGCCUACAUGAGGCCAAACUCCAAGAUAAUGAAUGAAAAGGAUAAGAUGAUCUCUGUGUUCUACUCUGCAGUGACUCCCAUGCUGAACCCCAUCAUUUAUAGUCUGAGGAACAAAGAUGUCAAAGGAGCUCUCAGGAGAAUAACUGCAUAAUAGCUUUUUGAGAGAUUAUAGGUUUCCUGGAAACAUUUCCAAUUCUUGUCCCAUUCCUUCAUUUUUUUCUUCCUUCUCCUGUUUUCCCAUCUUUCUUCUCACAUAUACUCAA
This is a messenger RNA of Loxodonta africana (African savanna elephant), 1033 nucleotides long. Its product is annotated as olfactory receptor 2D3-like. The record is from RefSeq and is a predicted model, not a curated record. Gene Ontology annotation, biological process: detection of chemical stimulus involved in sensory perception of smell; G protein-coupled receptor signaling pathway. Lineage: Eukaryota; Metazoa; Chordata; Mammalia; Proboscidea; Elephantidae. Gene Ontology annotation, cellular component: plasma membrane. Bases 1 to 921 code for a protein of 306 amino acids. The transcript has a single exon. Gene Ontology annotation, molecular function: G protein-coupled receptor activity; olfactory receptor activity.